GCGGGGCGGAUAAGUGUCGUAAUUUCCGUAGUCUGCGUCACGCUAGGCAUGCGAAGAUGGCGGAUUCUCUCCCUGCGGAGGUGGACGUGGUAGUCUUGGGUACAGGUCUGCAAGAGGCCAUUGUUGCAGCUGCCUGUUCCCGGAUCAGCAAGAGAGUUCUUCAUGUUGAUAGAAACAACUACUAUGGAGGAAACUGGGCCAGUUUUAGCUUUUCUGGAUUACUGUCGUGGAUUGAAGAAUACAGGGGACAAAAAUCUAAUAAUGCAGAAGUUAACUGGAACGACAAGAUACUGGAAGGUGAAGAUGCCAUUGAACUUGAUCAAAUUGAUAAGUCCGUUAAAAAUGUGGAAGUCUUCUGUUUUGCAAGCAGAGUUGCAGAAGAUGAUGUUGUGGAAGAAGGAGCACUUGUGAAUAAGCAAUCUAAUGUAAAUUCCAGUAGUACAGUAGAGGAUGGAGCAGUGAACAAUGAAGAUGAGAAAAAUCAGAUGUCUGAAUGUACAAACAGCAGUGAAGAAAAUCCAGAAAAUAUCAAGGUCAAAGAUACUUUGCAUUCCACAAAGGAAGCUUCAGCUGAAGUAAUUCAACCAGAAGACAAGCCCUCAUGUGCAGACGUUCCUUCAUCCACCACCAGUGGUACAAGUCUGGCCAAAGAAUUGAUUGCUAAUGAUGUAGCUUCAGUUGAGAUUGAAGCUGACAGUGUAGAACACACUACUGAUGUUCCUGCUCAAGAAGAUAAAAAUCAAACCAAAAAAUUGACUUACUCACAAAUUAUUAAGAAUGGCAGAAAAUUUAACAUUGAUUUAACUUCAAAGUUUUUGUAUUCCCGUGGUUCUCUUGUCGAUCUUCUUAUCAAAUCCAAUGUCAGUCGGUAUGCUGAAUUCAAAAAUAUUAACAGGAUACUUGCUUUUCAAGGAGAAAAAGUUGAGCAGGUGCCUUGCUCCAGAGCAGAUGUCUUUGCCAGCAAACGUCUCACCAUGAUAGAAAAGCGAAUGUUAAUGAAGUUCCUUACUUUCUGUUUGGAAUAUGAACAACAUCCAGAUGAAUAUCUAGACUUUAAGGACAGUACAUUUUCAUCUUACUUGAAGACACCAAUGUUAACUGCUAGUCUUCAACAUUUCGUUUUGCAUUCCAUUGCUAUGGUCUCUGAAAGUGCUAGCACAACUGAGGGACUCAAAGCAACACAGCAUUUCUUACGUUGCCUUGGCCGCUAUGGGAACACGCCAUUCCUUUUUCCCUUGUAUGGCGUUGGAGAAAUACCACAGUGCUUCUGCAGGAUGUCUGCAGUCUUUGGCGGAACAUAUUGUUUACGGCAUUCAGUGCAAUGCUUGGUGGUUGACAGAGAAACAGGAAGAUGUAAAGCUGUAGUUGACAGUAAUGGCUAUCGCAUAGACUGUGAACAUUUUAUUGUGAAUGAUGGCUAUCUACCUGAGAAAAGUACUAAAAAUGUCCACUACGGGUACAUUUCGAGAGCUGUACUCAUCACAGAUUCUUCAAUCUUGAAGGCUGACUCUGAGCAGAUUUCUAUUUUGAAUGUGCCUGCAGUGGGAGAUUGCCAGCCAUCUGUACGAAUCAUUGAACUCUGUCCAUCUUCAAUGACCUGUCCACAGGGCACCUAUUUGGUCCAUUUAACUUGUCCAUCGAAUGGAACUGCCAAAGAAGACUUGGAGCCUGUGAUAUCUAAACUUUUCACGCAAUACAGUGGAAAUGAAGAAAAUGAUGAUGGAGAGAAACCUAAAGUGCUUUGGGCUUUGUAUUUCACUGUAAGAGAUUCAUCUGCAGUUGACAGAAGCUCAUAUGAAGGCCUUCCCAGUAAUGUUUAUGUCUGUUCUGGACCUAGUGCUACUCUUGGAUUUGAACAGUCUGUUGAACAGGCAAAAGCUAUCUUCCAUCAACUCUGUCCUGGGGAAGAGUUCUGUCCUGCUGCUCCAAACCCUGAAGACAUUGUUUAUGAUAGUGAUGGCGCAAAACCAGAAAAUGGUGGCUUUGGUUCUCCUUCAGAAUCUUCAGACACUGUUGAUGUAAAAAAGGAUGUAGAUGCAGAUACUGCAGAAAAUAGUGAUGAUAAAAUGGAAGAGGCCAGUGAAAUACUGACUGCUAAUGAAGUGGGCAAAGAAUCUGAAAAAUCCAAGUCAGAUCCUCAGACUUUGGAAAAUGAUAUUAAUGAAACAGUGGAACUAAAAGAUGCAGAAUAAUGUAAGGGAAAUAAAGUUUUUGGGGAUGUCUCUUGUUCCAAAUUAUAUUGAAGCAAAUGCCAAAUGUAGAGGUCAUUCUAACAUGCAGCAACAUGCAAAACACAAUUGAGCAUCAAAUUCAUUGGACAACCUUUAAGUUAUCUGACUUUAAAAAUAAGCUAGCAAAUACUGUAGAUCCACUUGCCUUCCUCUACCUUCCAUUUUUCCUUGGUUUGCAUUACCACCUACUCUAAUGAUGAUAAAUGUUGAACUUUGUUCACACUAAUUGAAAGCAAAUUGUUGUCUUAACAUCAGAACGAGAUGAGGGGGAACAAAUGCUGAAAUAAGUUUGCCUAAAAUAUGUGGAUGAUCAAAAACAAUUAAAGCAUAAAAUUCAAAGCUGCAGCUUGCCUUGCUGGAACAUUUAUUCCAAUGAUACCGCUGCCCAAAGAAUUGUGUCCUAAUCUUUCAUGAUAAAUCUUAGAAAAUAUUUCUUUUGACAAGAAACACACAAACCAUUCAACAUUCUGAAAAAUUGUUUACUGGAAAAAAUUAAGUGCUAAUAUUAUGUUAUGAAUAUACUUUAGAAAGUGGUGGCAGGUGCAAACAAUUUUCUCAGUGGAAAAUCAAAUGGGUCUGUAAUGAUAUGUGAUGGAGCAGCAGAUGUUUUGCAGAUCAAGGUAGUAUUUUCCAUGACUAAAGUGUACAAUAUCAAAAACAUAUACUGUGCAAUAACCUGUGAAAAUCCUCCUUGUUUAAUGCCGAUGUAAACAAAAGUGAUUAAAAUGUUGCAAAAAUCACAGCAUUGUUAUUUGUUUUCCAAUCUGAUUCAGAUUCUAUUUCUGCAGCUGAUUUUUUUUAAUUAAAGCAUGUUCACAAUUUGCCAUGCUAAUCCAAUAAAAAGGGAAUCUCGGACAAAUUGAAAAUCUUGCUUUACAGCUAAAAUUGUUAUUUUUUCUGUUAAGAGUAGUUCUUUUGUAGAAAUGGAUUCAAGAUUGCUUGCUUACUGAUUAGUACUUCUGGCUGUCCAUUUUAAUUUCCCAUUUAAAAGUCAUAUGAUAUACAGAAAUCAUUCUGGGUGAGCCUCUUUAGUUUUAAAUGUUCCUUUUCCUUUCUAUCUUUUGCCAUCAGUUGAAGAAAUACAAGUGCAAGAUUUUCUAAUGCUUUUCAUGACCUCAGCAUGUCCCAAAGCACUUUACAACCAAUUAAGCAUUUUUGAACUGUAGACCUUCUUGUAAUUUAGGAAACAUUGUUAUGCAAAUGAAACAGCAUCUUCUCCCUUGUGUGCUCUAUGAAUACACUUCCUUUAUGGAUAUGUAAUGUUCAAAGUCUUUUCCCCAGGUAGCUUUUUCACAGCUGUCCUCUGCCAAGAUACAAACUCUCAACAUGAACAAUUCUACUUGAUCAUAUGCAACCUGGUGACAUUCUCUAGCAAUUUUGUGGCCAUUAAGUAAGUGUGUACGUAUUAUUGUGUCGUACAUCCACAUAUGCAAUUUGUGUGUCUUGCACAGAUGCUUGAAGUAGCAGCAAAUGUUUAGUCAUUCAUCAAAGCACACUUAUUAUUCUUCAAUUAGCGAGAAUAAAGUGCUAGACUUGUGUGCAGGUGCAGAAAUAUUUUUAAUAAAAUUUAAAACUUCCAUGUAUUUAUCGGAUUAAACUGUUCAAGAAUCAAAGUACUUAAUUUCCUGAAUAUUAAUGAAAAAUAUUCUGAAUGAAUAUAACCAAGUGUCCAUUUUUGAAAUAAAUCCUUUAUCUACGUGGGAAGGGCUGUCUAAAUGUUAUAAUUAACAUUUUAAGGUUUAAAAGUACCACAAGUUUUGCAACAAGAUCUUUGAUUUAUGAAGCUAUUUUUUCCAUCUGAAGAAUUUGCUACAACACUAAAGUAAAUUAACACAUUUUUGUGAGGUUUUUUGGAAAGAAAUCUGUCUGUAACCUGACAUGCGCUAAUCAUUAUUUUAACUCGCUUGUUGAAUCCAGGCACUCCUUAAUACAACCCCUUCCUAUAAGUUUCCUAAAUCUAUAUGGGCCUGAGUGUGGCCUAGACACUUAAUAACAUGGCCAGAGAGAUUUAAGUUUUUGUUUUUGUUUUCUUACUGCAAUAUGCUGUUAAAAGCAACCAGUGUUGUUAAAGACAAUUUUCAGAUCUCUUUCCUCAGAUGAUUUUAAGAGUUAAAGAGUAGCUGGCAUGGAAGUGCCGACAAUAUAAAGGGGAGCAGUACCAGCAAAAUUCCCCACCAUCCCCCCAACUUCUUUAUAGGGUCCCUGCCCCUUCCCCCUUCAGUCCUGAAACAUUGACUGUUGGUUUCCACGGAUGCUGCCCGACCUGUUGAGUUCCUCCAGCACGUUGUGUGUGUUACCAGCAAAAUUCUACCAGCUGAAACUUCUGAUGGAAGUUUGAGCAAUCACACUUAUUCAUUUGCUGCCAUUAGGGUGACUUUUUAACUUGAGCUGAUCUAGAGAGAAUCUUAAAUAUCUUUGCUAGUGAAUUUGGGGGAAUUAGAUUGACAAAGAAAGUGCCUGCCUUCUAUUUUAGAAAUCUUUACAAUAAAAGUUAGAUCUUUACAUAGUAGGGGAAUUGAGGGUUAUGGGGAAAAGACAGGUAGAUGGAGCUGAGUUAUGGACAGAUGAGCCAUUAUCUUAUUGAAUGGCCGGGCAGGCUAGAUGGGCCGGAUGGCCUACUCCAGCUCCUAUUUCUUAUGUUCUUGUGUAAAACUUUGGAAUAUGUCCCAAUAACUUCUUAAAAAAACAGUAUGUGGUAACAUUCCUGGAUUAGUAAUUGUUUAGAAAAGAGCAGCUUUGAAAUUGACUCCAGCGCUAUGCAUUAACUAUUGUUUGGGUCAGUCCAUGCAUCUGAUUCAAAGUUCAAAGUAAAUGUAUUAAUGAAGUACAUACAUAUCACCAUAUACAACCUUGAGAUUCAUUUUCUAGCAGGCAUUUACAAUGAAUACAAAGAAAUACACCAAAAAAGAAAACAAAAAUACACACAAAAAUGAACAGCAGCCAAUUAUGCCAAAGAUAACAAAUUGUGCAAAUUCAAAAUAUAAAAUAAUAAGUAAUUUUGAGAGCAGGAGUCAGAGUCCUUGAAAGAAAGUCAGUUAGUUGUGGAGCCAUUUGGGACCUCAGUGUUGUGGUGAGUGAAGUUAUCUACUCUGGUUCAGAAGCCUGAUGGGUGAGGGUCAAUAGCUGUCACUAUGUGGUAUGGGACCUGACGCUCCGAUACUUCCUUUCUGGCUGGCAGGGGUCCUUGAUGAUGGAUGCUGCUCUCUUGGAAGUGUUCUCCUUAUGGAUGGGGAAGGCUGUAUCCACUACUUUUUGUAGAUGAUCCUGUUCAAGGACAUUGGUGGUUCCAUAUCAGGCUGUGAUGCAAUCAGAGAGUAUACUCUCCACAGUGCUUCUCUGGAUGUUUGUUCAAGUUUUAAAUGAUGGGCAAAAUCUUUGCAAGAUUUUUAAAAAAUAGUAGUGCUGUAAUGUCUUCUUUGUAAUAUCAGUUAUAUGUAGGACCCAGGACAGGGCCUUUGAAACGAUAACGCUGAGGAGUUCAAUGUUACGAACCCCCUCCACCUUUGAUCCCCUGAUGAGGACUGGCUCGUGGACCUCAUGUUUAGUCCUCCGGUACUCAAUACUCAGCUCUUUGAUUUUGCUGAUAGUGAGUGAGAGGUACCACUUAUCCAGCUUUUCAAUCGCCCUCCAAUAUGCUGAUUCAUCACUACCUUUAAUUUGUCCUACAGCGGCGGUGUCAUCAGCAAACGUAAAUAUUGUACUGGAGCUGUACUUAGCCUCGAAGUCAUAAGUAUAAAGCAAAUAGAGCAGAGAGCUUCAGUCACAGCCUUCAGUGUUGCAUUUGAGAAUUACUUAGAUCAACAUCGCUCAAUGUACACUUUAGAAACUUUAAACAGGUGCUCAAUUCUGACCGAAAUGCAUUCAGAAAUAUUUUGCUGAGCGUAGUAAGGUUAUUGUUCUAUUUACAGUGGCCUUGAGCAUAAUUUUUUAUACCUUGCAUGAAGAAAGUUUAGAAUUUUCUGAAGUAAAUCUGACUCAUGCACUCACUUAAUUCUUUUGGUGCAGAAAAGAACUUUUUGAAAAUGUUUUUACAGAAGCAAAUGUUUGCUAAUGAAACAUCAUGUCCAGAAUAUCUCCUUAAAUGCUGUUUUAUAGGGACUCUCACAUAAAGAUUGGGUUGAAGUAGCACUUUAUUUUAAAGACUGUGUACUGAUUUUUGAUAUUGGAAAGUAUUUCAUGUAAUUGAAAUUAAUGGCCAGGCUACUCUACAUGUUUGCUUUAACUUAAUUGUCCUUUGCUACUAGUAUUAAAAAGAGCAAUUAAUUGCUUUUGCACUCAAAGAAACAACAGUGAAUAUGGUGGCAUCUGCUAAAAUACCUACUUUCAACAUUCUCACUACUUUUGGUUGCAAUAAUAAGAAUGGGACUGAGCCUGUAAUUGAUUUGCCUCCCUGUGACCAAUUACAACUAGAUUUUGUGAUUUACAUGUAAGGUGAUUUACAUGUGCAGGCUUUAAAAUGUAUAUUUAUUUGGUACAAUUAAUAUAAAGAAUGGAGAUGACAGAUUUUGUUAUUUUAUGAUUUGCCAUAGUCCAUUUCUUCCUUAGGUGCAGUGUAAACUAUCUGCAAGUUGUGCUGGAGGAAUGUACCAAAACUAUAUCAGCAGCACCCUAAAAAAAUAAUGUGACUCCUACCACAUGGAAGAACAAAAAAAAAUUAGAGAGAUAAAACCACAUCUGUGUUUCCCUGAAAGUCAUGCAACAGUGCAAUUCAGAAACUUGUUGCUGCACUUAAAAAAAACACUAUAAAGCAUUUAGGGAAUAGUUUAACUGGGCUGCAGUAAUAACAGCUCUCUACCACACCUGCUUUCUGUCAAUAAAUAAUGGAAAUAUACUAGAAACAGAAAAACAAAACUCAAGCAUCCCAAGUAGUUUGAUAGUCAAGAUGGAGAAGAAAAGUGGACUUAGCACUAACCCAUUAGCUAGCUUGACCCAGAUCGAUCAAUGUGUGGAAUAAGGGGUGGAGAGAGAAUCUUACAGAUUUUUGUAAAUAAAGGAAUCUUUACAAAUUUAAGCCAAAAUAUGAUUUCAAGUGUUGCCAUUGAGGUGUAGAAGAAAAAAAGUAAUGAAGCUUGAUUGGAUUGGAGAACAAAUGGAAAAAUAUGAAUUUACCCAAUGCUUAGUUAGUGUUUCUGGGGCUUUUUGGCUAAGAUACGAAUUGUGAGCAAGGUAACCUUAGAAUAUAUGGAUCUAACCAGAAGGUGAUCUCUUAAGUAGAGACUGAUGUGACUUUGAUCAAAGUGCCACUGAUUUAAUAAGAGGCUAAUGGUGGAACAAAUGUUUGAAAAUCUACAUAAUAAAAGGCAUCAUUGAAGUAAGGAACUCCUAUUACCCUUUAGCCUAAGAUGGCAACAAAGACCAGAACAUUUUAGGAAAUUUGUUGGUUUUGUUUCUGAAAUAGAAUUUGAGAUCUUAUCAUACUGUGGUGCUAAGCAUCAAUUGGCUUCAAUGAAAGUGGGAUAUGAUGAGAAAUGUAUGAGGGUGCGGUUAUUUCAUAUGGCCUCAGCUCCACUGCUGAACAAGGUGUAUAGAUAGAACUAAGCAGUAAUACCAACCCCAAUCUACCAGGGCAAAUCAAAUCAUUUAGUCACAGAGGUGUCCUAUAGAUGAAAUGUAGCUGGUUAAAUGGACAUAAAGCACAUUGUCCUAUAAAAGAAGGAAAUAUGUCCAACCCACAAUGUUUGCAGGCAUGCAACUUGUUAACAUGUGGCAUUUUGAAAAAGUUAUGUUUGAGUCCUUUUGCAGUAAUAAAUAUACAGGAGUGAGUUAGAGCCAAGAAAUGUUUGGCCCAGGUUCUGAAUAAAGGAGAUUGUUGGGUAAGAGCUUCAUUUUGAUACACCUGACAAUGCCUGAUGUUAUUGAUGUGAUUGGUGGGACUUGGCAUAUAACGAUUCAUUCACUGCCUUUGAACAGACUGGUGAGGUAUUGAACUUGAGGCUUGAUCUCCAUAGCUAACACUUCAUUACUCUGUUACGUUCAGAGGCUAUGCUGCUGAAAUGGGUCAUCAGUCCUUGCACCACAUCAACAAGGUCUUCAGUACAGCAUCCGAAAAUCACAGAGCCACCCCCAUGAGCGCCAAAGUCAUUUCCUUACCAGUCACAAUUACUUUCCUGGCGAUUUCUAUUAUUUGCAGUAGUCACAACUUGCAUCUUUGAGCUACAAGUUAGUUUUGAGCAAUAAGGGUUGUUAUGCAGUAGUUUGAGCCACGAGGAGGUACCUGCUGAGACGAGAUGAGUGCAGCUUACUGAUGCUGGCUGGUUGUUGAAGCUGCAAUUAUUUGGGGCAUGUGUGCAGAACCUCAAAUGGGUGCCAGUUGAAUGGUGUUUUGGGGCACUUCAAUUGAUCUGUUUAUAAUAUGUAAUUAUUACUUCAGUCUAUGCUUUACUGUCUUCCAACUACUGGAAAAAAAAGUUUACAUGAGAACUAGACCUGAUCAGCUUUUGUUAGGAAAAGUCUGAAGGGAUCAAAUAACUAAUCAAAUGUUGUAUUUAAUAAUGACACAAAACCUUAAUUCCAAUCAAAAUUUUCAAACAUCUUUAAAUUGAAACAAAAUGGUGUAAGAAAAAUACAACGGUUCAGUUAAAUAGAUGUGGAGACAUCCACUUGUAUUGAAAUUAUUUUUGUUUUCUGUAAAAUAACUUCACUCACAAAUGUAUUUUGUAUUUCUAUUUUAAUUUUGUUACUUCCUUAGUGCUACAAGACCAUAAAGACAUUCUAUGAUUUAGUUGGAAUUAAUAAACUGAAGAAAUUACUUUGAAAACUGAAUUGUGUCAGAAGAAGAGUACUCCACAUAUCCUGGCAGUAUGGAUUGUGGUAAACCACAGCAUGGUUAUAAUAUUACCUGAUGUAUCUGGAUACAUUGCAAACUUGUGUAGCCCAUCUCUCUUACUUUUUGUUCCAUAAUUUGGGUUUGGAUAUUUUGAUAGAAAUCAGAUAGUUAGCGUUCAGCAUUAAUUUUGAGAACUAUUGUGAUCCUAUGGCGUCAUAAAACUUUGGAUUAAGUAAGCUAUACUGUGUUGACGGUAAUAGAAUUGACAUAAUGUUACAGUAAGUUAUUGACCAUUAGAAAGCAGAAACUUAGGAAUAACUAUCUGGGUUGUCAUGAAAUGUUGAAAGCAUAUUUUAAAUAACUGGCCUGAUCUUUACUCUGUAUUACAAUAUAGAGUGGUUUACAUUCUAAUUGCAUCAUGUUUUACAACUAUACAAUAUCACCUGCUGUUGUAUUUAUUAAACCACCACAAUUUUACUUCA
Hypanus sabinus (Atlantic stingray) is the source of this 9479-nucleotide messenger RNA. It is a transcript of the gene chm, whose product is annotated as CHM Rab escort protein. Gene Ontology annotation, molecular function: GDP-dissociation inhibitor activity. NCBI's taxonomy places the organism in Eukaryota, Metazoa, Chordata, Chondrichthyes, Myliobatiformes, Dasyatidae. The record is from RefSeq and is a predicted model, not a curated record. Gene Ontology annotation, biological process: vesicle-mediated transport; intracellular protein transport; protein geranylgeranylation. Gene Ontology annotation, cellular component: Rab-protein geranylgeranyltransferase complex; cytosol; nucleus. The coding region runs from base 57 to 2192 and encodes 711 amino acids. The transcript is spliced from 15 exons.